AUGAUGGUACCUGAUGUUGAUGGUGAUGAGGAGGACGUCCAUGGCCAUGAAGAAACCUUUGACCACUUCAUUGCCAAAGAGGUUGAUGAUGUAGCCGGAGAGGAUGAAGCCAUCGCCGAUGGAGAAGAUGUCGUCCCACCAGGAGGUGAUGCCUUCGCCAACCCUGCCAACGAGAACGACAGGGACGAUGACGAGGAGGAAGACAACAAACAGGAAGAAGCGGAAGAGAUCAAACCAUGCUCCGCAUUUACGAAAAGUCAAAGGGACUCAUAG
Messenger RNA from Seminavis robusta, 273 nucleotides. The record is from the annotation of a GenBank genome assembly. Lineage: Eukaryota; Bacillariophyta; Bacillariophyceae; Naviculales; Naviculaceae.